Molecule: messenger RNA, 684 nt
Organism: Lactuca saligna
Lineage: Eukaryota; Viridiplantae; Streptophyta; Magnoliopsida; Asterales; Asteraceae
Source: the annotation of a GenBank genome assembly
AUGAUCAUCUAUUCUGAGUCUACAGCUGACGAAGAUGAAACAAUUCCAGAAACUCCUGAAGCCAAUCUUCACAAGGAUACUUCUACUCCUACACAGACAGUUGUUAUACCACCCAAAGAUUUGGUUUCCAAGUCAUUAUCUGAGGAGGCCCGAACUUCUAACAUUCUUGUAAACAUAUCUAAUACGGAUGAAAAUGCCAUCAUGGGUGAGGAUGAUUCGAAGAAAGAAAACCAAGGUAAACCUUCAACUGUUACCUCAGAAACCUUUGUUUCUCUUCCUCCACAAAUUACACCUGUCAUAACCACUACUUCCACCACUGAUUCUCCUACUUUCGAAAACAUUAUCAAACAACCAAUUACUUCUCUUUUUUCUUCUCAAUCCACUGAUCCACCCACAACCACUUCACAAAUUCAAGAGUCUAUUUUUAUGGAAACUGAGCAUGAAUUUGAAGAUAUUGGGGGAGGUCAUUCUGUAACGAGUUUAGAAGUUGAUGGUUUGUUAAAACUACUAGAAGGAAGGAUCACCUUAAAAGUUUCGGGCAUGAUUAAAGACUCUGGGUCUCGUCUUUUGGAGAAAGUUGAUAUAUGUGAUCAUAACAAUGAGAUGAGGGUGAAUUCUCAGAAGUCUACAUUUGAAGGUGAUUUGAAAGAAUUGAGAAUAGUGACAAAGGAACUAUUGGAUUAG